Messenger RNA from Arabidopsis lyrata subsp. lyrata, 2585 nucleotides. RefSeq names its product zinc finger protein CONSTANS. Bases 1568 to 2551 code for a protein of 327 amino acids. Gene Ontology annotation, biological process: regulation of flower development. Gene Ontology annotation, molecular function: protein binding. Gene Ontology annotation, cellular component: nucleus. Lineage: Eukaryota; Viridiplantae; Streptophyta; Magnoliopsida; Brassicales; Brassicaceae. The record is from RefSeq and is a predicted model, not a curated record. The transcript is spliced from 3 exons.
AUUGGAAUGCCGAAAUUUCAGAAUAAUAAAUAUUCAUUUGACAAUUUAACCCUUUUUAAAUUUGAAAUUCCAUUUAAUACUACUUUUAAGAAAAAUAGUGAACAAGAAAAAGAAAAGGACCAAAUUGAGAGUGUGUUGCCGUUAAUUAUGCUUAAGGGGUUUGUCUGACUUUUUUAUGAUCACUUUCAGGUUGCAGCUAGUCUCAUGAAUCUAGGCUCUUUUGGCAUUUAAGAUAGGGUGCGUGUCUGGUCCUGCUCAUGCUAACUCAUACAAUAUGUACAGGCACUUAACCGAUCAGAACUUUUUUUCCUGGCCUAAGGUGGAUGCUUAGAUGCUGACGAAAUAUGAGCUAUCAAAACGUAAAGCGUGAUGUCCGUAUCGAAUAUAAAGAAUAACCAGAGUUUGAUGAACGCAUGAUGGCAGCGGGAUUUGGUAUUUUUUUUUUUAUAAGUUGAUGGUAUAUUUCUGAUGAUUGAACCUAUAAUACAUUGUAUGUUGGUGGUUCAGUUUAAAGUCACUUUUCAUUGUGUAGCAUGGUGUACCCCAAACAUCAUAUAAAGGAAUUGUAGUGUUACGAAUCCAGACUAGAACACAUGUGUGAUCCUAGUUGGACCAAAUUCUGUAAUGCAGCUUCGAAUUUGAAAUUCCUGAUGCAAAACUAAACAAAGAUUCUUUUCGAUUGUAGGCAGCCUAGUUGUCUCAUAGGUUUUAAAGCUUUGAAGGGUCAGGGUUUAAUUAAACACAUUUUAGCUUCUAUAUUGCUAAUGUACCAUCUACAUAUACUAAUGAUCUAUAUUACCGCAAAAUUCUCAUAUUCGACGAUGGAGAGAAUAUUGACCUUUGUGACCAAAUUAAUGAAAAGAGGAUGCUUUUGUGAGCAUCUUUGUUGUGCAACAGUCUAAUUCGAAAUACACAACUUCUUCUUCUUUCUCGUGAAAGACUCUUAAUAAGGCGAAGGGUCCAUGUGUAGGAUUAAAUAUAUCAUUUAUUUUCUAAAUAGUAGCUGCAAAUAAACAAAAUGUUGAUUGAAAAAUGAAAUUCUCUCGAAUAUUUUCAACAACAAUUUAUUUAUAUACUCUAAAAGUACAUUUUCAAAAACAAUGCAAAUGGCGGAAUUGAUUCUAAAACGUAAAAUUUUAAUAGUAAUAUAACAACAACCAAAAAGGAGCUUUUGCUCACAUCAUACAUCAAAAAGACAGAGAGACCAAGUAGAUUCUAAAUUAAACUAUUUGGACGUGAGCAUUUUGGGUUAAAAAUGUAAGAAUGCAAAACAUAAUAAAUAAAUCCAUAAAAUGAACAAAGUAUAAGGACAUAUUAAUAAAAUUCAAAACUUUCCGCCGUUAUAAAUACACAUCGCCCACCAGACAAAAGAAACUUCACCUGUCAUGUCUUGGUUCUGAAACAGAGAAACUCUCACAAACCAAAGAAGAAAAAAUCUUUUUUUGGAACAUUUUCGAAAGUUAUACUUUUUGCCAUUUUUGGUAAAACAAAAACACAUCACUAGAACAUAAACCGGGAAUUUUUAUUUUUUUUUACUUGUUUGUGUUUGUUAAUCACUUCAAAAAAAAUGGCUUCUGCUUCAGAUCUUUAUAUCUUUGAUGGUUCUUCUUCAUCUUCUUCUUCAAUAUUCCGAAAUUCUAGUCCAGAAAUGUUUUCUUCAGACACAACAACAACUACUGAUUUGUUCUGUAACAAUGAACUUUACUCUGUUGAUGAAUCACUCAACAUUUUUGACCAUUUUACCCCUCAAAACAUUCUCUCUUCAUCUCCUCCAAGUGAUCUUCUUGGAACCCUAACUCUCUCUCAGCAUAUUCCCACCGGAUUGUAUCCAAAUUUCUCAGAUUUCCAAAUCUCCGACGCCGUCAAAACAGAGAAGUUCUUCGACGGUCAUAAUCAGACGGCAUCAAUGGCACGAAGCUACAGUGCCAUAGAGAAUGCUGGGAGAUAUAUGCAGAGAAGCUUUAGCAGCAAUUCGGUCCAGGGGAAACCAAACCAGGUUCCGUUCAACAUUCCGAUGAUGGAUUCUUCAAAUCUUAAUUACAAUAACUUGAGCUCGCCGGAAAAUGCUUUCUUGUCCGGUCAGAUGCGACGCGUCUACAGCACCGGAGAUUUGCAGAACAAUUUCCAAAUGCAGCGAUCGUCGGAGAACUCAACGGUGCCGUUUUCCGAGGAACAAAACUUCAAGGUUGGACGUUACAGUGCAGAAGAACGUAAAGAGAAAAUCUCAAAGUACAGAGCUAAACGAAACCAGAGAAACUUUACUAAAACUAUCAAGUAUGCAUGCCGGAAAACAUUGGCCGACAGUAGACCUCGAAUACGCGGUAGAUUCGCACGCAAUGAUGAAGUUGUAGAAAUCCCCAACAUUGAAGAUGACGACUCCGAGCUUUGGGUAAAUCAUAUUCAAAAGACUAGGUUUCUUCUACAAUAUUUUUUAAUCAAACUUCCUAACGUAAAGGAAAAGGAUGAACUUGUAUCGUCGUAUCAUAACUCGGGUUUAAAUUUGAUAAUGUGUGUAAAUUGUAGACGAUAUAAAAUUUCAUACGAUUGCUAAAACUUCGGAGUUCAAUAUCAAACAAAAUCACGUA